Messenger RNA from Aspergillus ibericus CBS 121593, 3957 nucleotides. RefSeq names its product DUF3433 domain-containing protein. NCBI's taxonomy places the organism in Eukaryota, Fungi, Ascomycota, Eurotiomycetes, Eurotiales, Aspergillaceae. The transcript is spliced from 2 exons. The record is from RefSeq and is a predicted model, not a curated record. The coding region runs from base 253 to 3792 and encodes 1179 amino acids.
GCCCGCCUCUCCGUGGAAGAGGACCCUGGAUCCCUCUCUUUUGAGCCACACAGUAUCGAACAAGUCCCAUCCGCUCGAAUAUCGGUCGAACGACAACCUGAAAUGACCUGUUUGCGGUUCGCCCAUCCCCGACCUUUUCACUCCUGAACGGUCUCCAGCCAUGUCGGAUCGCGGUUGAAUGCGGUGACUGGUUUUCCAUGCCAGCCAUUUCUUCGGUUAUCAACGCUAGGUUCUCCACGGACGCGAAGGACAAUGACCGAGCUUACCCUCAAUGUUCCUCGACACCGGUCUUCAGGAUGGCUUCCGCGUACCUUGCGUCGACAGUACUUGGUCCCGCUGGCCUGCCUCAUGUUCUUCAUGCUGCUUUUGACGGAGUAUCUUCGUCAAUUGGGCAACGACCAGGGCAGCCUCAGCCUCUUUACCUCGACUGACCAGAUAACCGAUACGCGAAGGUUCGCCUACACCUAUGUUCCGACCAUUCUGAGUAUGAUCAUCGCCAUCCUGUGGUCCCUUGUUGAAUACGAUGCCCUUCGGCUCGAACCGUACUUUCAACUGUCCAAACCACAGGGCGCUUCGGCCGAUGUGCUCCUACUCAACUAUGAGUUCGGCCAUUAUACUACCGCCCCGUUUUUCGCUAUGAGGAACCGCCACUGGAUUGCAGUCUGCAUCUCGAUCUUGAGUAUCCUGCUGCAACUCGUGUUCCCUUCGUUGCAGAGCAGCUUGUUUAAGAUGGAUGAUGCUACAGUUUAUAACAACCAGCACCUUGAAACAUGGCCGAAUCUGGUGAACCUAGCAGAGCAGGGAGCUUUGGCGGACAACGACAAUCUGAACAUGACUGGAACUGGAAUCAGAGACCAUCGAGACCUUGCUUAUAAUCAACCACAAUCGAGCAAGUACGCCAUGGCGCCGGUAGCUAUACCAUUGGAUGUUCAGUACGAUACGAAGCUGUGGGAACUUACCCAGUCUAUCUAUUGGGCGGAACUAUCCUGUGCUGCGGUGGAAGUGAACGAUGCUACAACCCUUGAAGUGUCCUCCAAUACCUCAUCAUUUGGUAUCGGAUCGCUCAAUACGCAGCCCCCGAUCUGGAAUAUCUACGAAGUGCCAUCAACAGGACAGAACUGCUCCUUGGAACUUAGUGAAGAGAUCACCAUCUCGCCUACAAACUCAUCUUUGCAGAUCUCACACUGGCAGCCGAGCGCAUCCGGAGUCAGUGUGACAGAGCAAUGUGCUUCUUUCGACAUAAUCGGUGUCACGGUGGAUAUCAGCCUCAACAAGUCCAGCGAACAUGUUGAUCGCCAGAAAUCUGACUUCUCAAGCUCUGAUUAUACUCAUCAGGUCAGUGGAUUUGGCUGCAAGAUUGUAUAUCAGACCUCCCAGGCUGGCAUCUCGGUGCAAGUAAACGGUUCACUCUCUAUUGCUGAUGUGCAUCCGAACUCGACUACGGAGGUGUCUGAAGCCGCUCUUAACACCACUCAUUUCAAAGGCAUCAUCUUGCAAGAGGUGGCUUCGACCAACGGCACUUCAUUUUCGAAUAAGAAGCCAGUGAGGCCAUCAACACUCCAUCGCGAUUUGACGUCGAAGAUUGAAUCCAGCGUCCAGGGUGCCUUCGUACCUUUGAUGAACAGGAUAUUCGACGUCAGUGGUCAAUCACACUACGUAAAGGCUUCUCAUGUGACACAUCAGAUGGCCAUUAUAGUUGGCCCAGUACAGUCGUUUGUGUCUGAGGCGAUCCUUCUUUUCGGGGUGGCAGUUGUUUCGUAUUUGGCCUACAUCUAUCCGCGCCGCCCGAACAUGCUUCGAAGUGACCCAGCCUCCAUUGCAUCUAUGUGCGGUAUCAUGGCUGAUGUCAUUGAUGCUUCUUGUCUCUCACAUUUGAACCUUGACGAGUUAUCAACCAGGCAGCUCAGGACCAUCCUUCGGAAUUAUACUUGCCGCUGGCAACGAGCUACCGAGCCCCCCCGCAUCUGUAUUGAGCCAUCUGCUGUCCCCCGCUCUCAAAGACAGAUCUUCCAAGGCAAAUCCGAUCCAAGGCCACAUUUUCUCUUGAUCCCGAUAUUUGCCCUUGAGAUUUUCCUUUUCAUUGCAGCAUUUGCCGGGAUUGUGACGAUAUUCGUGCUGUGUGCCAGGGAUGGGGCCUUCCAUUCCCUGACAUAUCUCAAUUCAGACAGCCUAGCGGCACUGUUUCAACUCAUUCCCUCCGCAAUUGCCUCCAUCAUAAGGGCAAUCUGCCUCUCGAUAUACCGAUAUUUGAGCGUUCUGGAACCAUGGUCUGUUCUUCAGGCAGGAGGUGCAUCCGCCGCGUCUUCAUUAUUGUUGGAAUAUGGGUCACUGAACCCUCUCGCUUCCCUCUUCAGGUGGUUCAGUUAUCGCCACAUCCUACUGGGACUCGUAGGAGUGGCGUGUAUGUUCAACACAGCGAUGAACAUAUUGGCCAGUGGACUCUUCCAGCAUGAGCUUGGACCGACCAGGGCUGAUACAGAGAUGAAAUCUAAUUACAGCUAUGAGUCGUUUGCCAUCAGGCAACCUUCGUCGAUAGUCCCUGAACUUGACACCAUCAAGAGUAGCAUCUACAGUGGCACAUCGCUACUUUCUUGGACCACAUCCAGCUUCUCCUUCCUCCCUGCGUGGACAGAUACCUCAUCCGAAUGGCUUGUUGGAGGCACUAUAAGGGGUGUUGGGGCCGAUAUAGUAUGCAAGGAGCUUUCGAUCACCGAUAGCUUUUCAGAGGAUUCCGGGUCAAAUGUGGCUCAUUGGCAGUACUCACCCUUCAAUGAAUCAGACACGGUGUGCCAACUGGACACACUUCAAACUAGCGAAACUCGCCAGUCAGAAAGCUUGACGGUCCACUUCUUCGCCUCGCCAAUAUCUGAAAAUUCCAAUGGGUGCCAGAAGCCGGCGGUCCUCGUGGUAGCCUACCCAAGCGGAAGUGGCUAUUUACAGACCACAUCCGAGAAUGCAGUCGCUCUAUACUGCGAAUCUCAACUCAUCAUGCAAAAUUUCUCGGUUGGUUUCAACUCGGACGGGUACAUACAGUACUAUGCUCCUCUGAAUGGCACCUCCGCGGUCGAUGACUCUAUCCUGCAAAAUGGGACGACAAACCUUGCGAACUACAAUCUUAGGCUAUCGAGCCCGCUCAGCGUUACCUACAAUGGCUCACAUCAAGAAACGAACAAUGCAAGCGACUCUGACUGGUUUGGCACGCUUACGGCGAAUCUAUACCGCAUUCUGGACACGAACACAACAGUCGUUGCUGCAGACGUUUUGGAGGUCGCCUCCCGCAAUGUAUACCGGACUAUCUUCGCCACCGAUCUCACUCUUGAACGAGAUGCUUAUUUCCAAUACCAAGAUCCCCCCGCCAAGAUCAACGACGGCAUCAUCUAUAACAUGUCUUGGGCUGUGGUCCCAUCGUUGGCAUCAUUUAUAUACGUCUUACUCAUAGUGCUCUUUGAUGGAUGUGUUGUAGCCUCGGUCUUCUUCACCCGAAGAGGUCGGUUCAGGUUCCCUCGCAUCCCGCGGUCGAUCGGCUCCAUUAUGCCUUGGGUCAUCCAUGGCCGGGUUCUGAAUGAUUUCAAAGGCACGUACGCCUGGAGUGGAGGUGAGCGAGAGAAACACUUUGCCGACCUCGACAAACGGUACAAACUCGACAAACAUGAGAUGCCUGAUGGGAAAUGGAAGUAUGUCUUGGAAGAAGACAUUUCUCGUCGCGACGAGGAACCCACUACAGACGAGAUAGCGCAGCCCACCUCUACGUCAAAGAAUCGGUUUAAAACUCUUGCGAAGGGUGACAUCUGAAUUUGACAAGAAAGAGCAAAAUGGGUGAUGUAUGUUGAGAGUAUAAUUGCUUCAAUAUUCAUCAUCCACUUCUUAGAGUGGUCCGGGUAUGAGGGCACCCUACUGCUUUGCCCCGGCUCCUAUCACAGGAUUCUGCCAUGUCCUCCACCGAAUGCAGGAACGGAA